GUUGCCAUGCUGUGGGCGGAGCUCAGUAAAUCUGUGCCAUCGUGAGAUUGGAAGUGGGCGUUAUUCCGGUGUGGGAAUCGCUUCCGGUGCGAGAGGAGGGAGGCAGCCGGUGCACAAUGGCUGCUCCAGUAGUGGAGAUAUUGGGCUCGGACGAAGAGGAGGAGCUGCGGGCCAAGGCUCGGGGGAGGCCCAGACUGGCGGAUACAGACCGAGUGCGGCGGAGGUUGGAGUCGCGGAAGAAGAAACCCUGCGACUCGCUCCAGACUGGAAAACUGCCCAAAAACAGGAGGAGACGCUGUGUGAACAGUCUGCUGAGCCUCGCCACCUGGUACCAUGCCCACAGGACCCACUGCCCCCAUGAGCCUGCCCUGUCUGAGCUGGACACUAGUCACGUUGUGUAUACCACCGCUGUGUGGCAGUGCCAGGAAGGCCACCGAUACUUCCAGGACCUGCGCUGCCCCCUCAAGGCAAUGAACCAGAGAGGGUGCGAUGACGGUGCCAGUUCUGAUGAUUCCUCAUCAAGCUCAGCCCCUGUGGAGCAAUCACCUGAGGUCUAUCAUUUGGCACAUCCAGUGCACAGCAGCUUUCCCCACCUCUCUGAGAGUGUCGUUGAAUCUGGGGCGCAGACUUCUGAGAGCUCAGAAACUGUAGUGUGUGUCCCCAUAGGAUCAGAAGAAGGUGGGCUGUUUGGGGGGGUGUCUCAGGAGGAUCUGGGACACGUUGUGGCUGCUAGUUGCCCCUCUCAGGUGAUCAUUAUUGCUGGUCCUGGCUACGAGGCACUGACAGCUGAAGGGAUCCAGCUUAAUGUGGCAGAUGGAGAUAGUGAAGAGCAUGAGACGUGCACAGCAAUGGAGGCCGUGACUACAUACACACGAACUCACCCUCAGAACACUAGCCGCUUAGUCACAGUGGAGGAGGAAGAUGAGGAAGAGGAAGAAUUCUGUUCACAGCAGGUAGUGACAGCAGGCCAUGCAGCAGAGAUCUACCACCAUAUCGCCUAUGAUGAGUCUCUACAUGAACAGGAUGAUGAUGAUGAGGAUGAUGACGACGAUGAUGAUCCAGAGUUUGUAGAAGACCCCGACUACACAUCGGAUUAUACUCCGGAACCUCAAAAGGAACCUGCGAAGAAGAGACGUCGCCCUGACCGGGUGAGAAAUGAAGAUGGUGUCAUUGAGAUGUACCACUGUCAGUAUGAGGGCUGUUCGCAGGUUUACAGGGCUCUCAGCAGUUUCCAGAACCAUGUCAAUCUGGUUCACAAAAAGGGCAGAACGAAAGUGUGUACUGAACCGGGCUGUGGGAAGAGCUUCUACCUGACCAAUCAUCUGCGCCGGCACAUGCUCAUCCACACAGGGGAACGGGAUUUUAUCUGUGAAACGUGCGGGAAAUCGUUCAAAAGGAAAAGUCACCUGCAGGUCCACAAAAGAACCCACACCGGGGAGACCCCAUUGCAGUGUGAAGUGUGCGGCUACCAGUGCAGGCAACGGGCCUCCCUUAACUGGCACAGGAGGAAGCACCGGGAAGAGAUCAGUUACAGCUUCUCCUGCGAGUACUGCGGCAAACGCUUUGAGAAGAAGGAGAGCGUGAAGUUUCAUAAGCUGAAGAGUCACCCCGAGGAGAAGGCAACCGAGGCGACAGCUGGGGGCGCUCACACCUUGCCGUCCUGAGCAUUUGGCUUCCAUUGGAUGCAGACUGUGUAUAACCCAUCAGUAUGGGACACGACGAGCCCAGCGGCCACCCCUGAUGUGUGAAUGAAGGAGCGCUGAUUGGACAUGGCGUAGUUGUAGUACUACCAGAAGGGGCGUUACAGGCUCCCCACACAUCACCCCCUAGAUUGCUUACCCACUUAGUGUUAGCCGAGGGGCGUGAGGCAUCUAAACAGAUCUCCGCUGCCCUGCACUAGAGGAUGUGUAUGAAUUCCACCCUGGCCUACUUGAAGUGCCUGUUCCCUCCCCCCAUUUCUGCUUUUGGUAAACUACCCUGUAUUUAUUAUUUCUACUGAUGUUCAGUAUUAGUUCAUUAAAAAUAAUAUUCCCAACAGCAGGAGUUUUUCUAAAGAGCCUGAAAGAGCUCAGCUCAGCGCCAGAUUAAUACCCGGGACCUGCCCCCCUCCUGAUUGCAGUAAAGGAGUACCUCCCUGCCCCCAUCAUCUCUGCCACUGGAUCGUAAAGCAAGUGUCCAACAGGGGCAUCGUUUCCUCUGUUAUAUAGCACACCACACACCCUUGCAAAUGGGCCCUUCAACGCCUGUAUAGAAAAUGUGGCCCUGGAACCCUCUGUAUGGCACGGUUUGCUCUGUGCAUUGAAACGGACUAGGAUUUAGUUCCCAUCUACUCCUCUGCUUUUUAUUGGCUGAUUAAAAGUGGCUAAACAUG
Molecule: messenger RNA, 2371 nt
Organism: Xenopus laevis (African clawed frog)
Lineage: Eukaryota; Metazoa; Chordata; Amphibia; Anura; Pipidae
Gene: znf653.L
Product: zinc finger protein 653 L homeolog
Exons: 9
Coding region: 117-1664 (515 amino acids)
Biological process (GO): regulation of transcription by RNA polymerase II
Cellular component (GO): nucleoplasm; nucleus
Molecular function (GO): transcription coregulator activity
Source: RefSeq, a predicted model, not a curated record